UCAGACGCGGGAAGUCCCCUCCCGCCGGGCUGUUCGCCUCUCGGGCAGACCUACCCUCAGCUGUAUCAGCGCUCCGCCUCCUGGCUCCUGCAGCCUGGACGGGCAACGCCGGUUGACCGGAGCGCGAGAAUUAAGCGGGUGGGAAGGUGUGAGCCGCAAACCCAGAGGAGGGCGGGAAGGAGGAAGAGGAGGCCCGGGGGUGGUCAGGGGGACUGGGGAUCCCGCCGGCAGAGGUCCCUUGGCCGCCUGACUGACUGACGGGCUGAUUGACUGCAGCGGCCUCGGGUCCGGACGGUCGGAGCGGGGCGGCGCGGUGCGGUGAGCUGAGCCAUGGCCUCGGGUGGUUAUAACCCAUGUAUAGAGAUAAUUGAACAACCCAGGCAGAGGGGAAUGCGUUUUAGAUACAAAUGUGAAGGGCGAUCAGCAGGCAGCAUUCCAGGGGAGCACAGCACAGACAACAACCGAACGUACCCAUCUAUCCAGAUUAUGAACUACUAUGGAAAAGGAAAAGUGAGAAUUACAUUAGUAACGAAGAAUGACCCAUAUAAACCUCAUCCUCAUGAUUUAGUAGGAAAAGACUGCAGAGAUGGCUACUAUGAAGCAGAAUUUGGACAAGAACGCAGACCUUUGUUUUUUCAAAAUUUGGGUAUUCGAUGUGUAAAAAAAAAAGAAGUAAAAGAAGCUAUUAUUUCAAGAAUAAGGGCAGGAAUCAAUCCUUUCAAUGUCCCUGAGCAACAGCUGCUUGAUAUUGAAGACUGUGACCUCAAUGUGGUGAGAUUAUGUUUUCAAGUUUUCCUCCCUGACGAACGUGGUAAUUUGACAACUGCUCUACCUCCUAUUGUCUCUAACCCAAUUUAUGACAACCGUGCUCCUAAUACUGCAGAAUUAAGGAUUUGUCGUGUAAACAAGAACUGUGGAAGUGUCAGAGGAGGAGAUGAAAUAUUUCUACUCUGUGACAAAGUUCAGAAAGAUGACAUAGAAGUUCGGUUUGUGUUGAACGAUUGGGAAGCAAAAGGUAUCUUUUCACAAGCUGAUGUACACCGUCAAGUAGCCAUUGUUUUCAAGACUCCACCAUAUUGCAAAGCUAUAAUGGAACCGGUAACAGUAAAAAUGCAGUUGCGAAGACCUUCUGACCAGGAAGUUAGUGAAUCUAUGGAUUUUAGAUAUCUGCCAGACGAAAAAGAUACAUAUGGCAAUAAAGCAAAGAAACAAAAAACAACUCUACUUUUCCAGAAACUGUGGCAGGAUUGUGGAGUUAAUUUUCCUGAAAGACCUAGACCUGGUCCCCUAGGAUCAACUGGAGAAGGAAGAUACAUCAAAAAAGAACCAAUCUUGUUUUCUUAUGGUGCAGUUUUGACAGAAACGUCCGGGCCAGUUUCAAGCCAAGCAGAAUCCUACUAUUCCUCAUCUGCGUCCAUCUCAAGUGCAUUGCCACAUCAUGCUUCAGCCAUACCCCCAAUGGUACCUCAGCCUUCUUCAAGCUGGUCAUCAGUGGCCCACGCCACCUCACGUUCAGUCAAUACAAAUUCACUGAGUAGUUUUUCAACAGGGACACUUUCCUCUAAUUCACAAGUUAUCCCACCAUUCCUGGAUAUGUCUGUUGUGAGUGAUUUGAAUGUGUCUAAUGCUUGCAUUUAUAACAAUACUAAUGACAUAGGCAGAAUGGAAGCAUCAUCCGUGCCACCAGCUGACAUAUAUGGUAUUUCUGAUGCCAGCAUGCUGCCCAAUUGCCCUGUGAACAUGAUAACGCCCAGUAAUGACAGCAUGAGGGAGACUGAUAAUCCAAGACUUGUGAGCAUGAAUCUUGAAAAUCCUGCCUGUACUUCAGUGUUAGACCCAAGAGACUUAAGACAGCUCCAUCAGAUGUCCUCUUCCAGUAUGUCAGCAGUCGCCAGUUCUAGUACUACUGCUUUUGUUUCACAGUCAGAGGCAUUUGAGGAAUCUGACUUUAAUUGUGCAGAUAACAGUAUGAUAAAUGAGUCAGGACCAUCAAAUGGUACUAAUCCAAACAGUCAUAGUUUUGUUCAAAAUAGUCAGUAUUCAGGUAUUGGCACUAUGCAGAAUGAACAAUUGAGUGACUCAUUUGCAUUUGAAUUUUUUCAGGUUAACUUGUAAGAUAUAAAUGGUGAUUCAAGAAUUAAAUCCCUUUAAAGGUAACCCUUUUGAUACUACCUUUAUAAAUGCAACAUUAUAUAUUUCUCUAAGACUAUACUACAGUAUAUCGUGGACCCUUGAACAACACGGGUUUGAACUGUGCGGGCGGGUCCAGUUAAUACUCAUAUUUUCUUCACUAAAUAUGUAGUGCAGUACCACACGAUUUGAGGUUGGUUGAAUUCAUGGAUGCAGAAGACAUCCCUGGAGACAGAGGGCCGACUGUACAGUUUUUUUUGUUUUGUUUUGUUUUGGCGAUACGCAGGCCUCUCACUGUUGUGGCCUCUCCCGUUGCGGAGCACAGGCUCCGGACGCACAGGCUCAGCGGCCAUGGCUCACGGGCCCAGCCGCUCCGCGGCAUGUGGGAUCUUCCUGGACUGGGGCACGAACCCGUGUCCCCUGCAUCGGCAGGUGGACUCUCAACCACUGUGCCACCAGGGAAGCCCGACUGUACAGUUUUAAACACAGAUUUUUCACUGCACUGAGCGUCUGCACUGCAACCCCCGUGUUGUUCAAGGGUCAACUGUAAUUAUAACUUUAGGUAUGUAGGGGAUUCCUCUAACGGGCAAUCUUGUCUUGGGAGCUUCUUGUUUUGCUGGCAGAGAAUUUGUUGGGAUAUAAAAGAUGAAUGCUCACUGCUUGAAGCUGCAGCUAAAAGAGAAGGAUGAACUCAUUUCCCAAAUUCAGGAAGAGUUAGAAAAAGUCCAGCAUUUACAGAAGACUUUUGCUUCAAAAGUAGAUAAAUCCACACAGACCGAACUCCUAGGCUAUGAUGCAUUGUGGAAUCCUACAUACAAAGAAAAUUUAUGUAAACCAGUGUAUUAUGAAUCUGUGACAUGUUAAAUAUUGAAUAAAAUCAAUUUUUUUCCAUUAAAAAAACCCAACUUUGGGUAUGUAGAAUACAAAGUUGGAAAGUCAUAAAAGGAAAAUUCCAAAAUAGAAAUUUAAAAGAGCUUUACUGUUUCUUCUUUUGAAACAUGUGAUCUGAUACUGUGUGUGGUGGGAAUUCUAGCAUGAGAAUCCUGCCACAUUUUCUCAGGACAGACUGAGGAGAACAUUAGAGCAAGGCUUCAGUUUUUCCAGCUACAUCUUUUUAUACUUCUUUUAUAAUGUAUUAAUGUAUUCUUAGUUAAAUGAAUUAACUGAUAUUUGCUUUUAAGCAAAUUUAAGGUAAAACCUGUAAUGGCUAUGUCAUUGGAAAAAUUAAUUCCUUAUUAUUUUUGAGGCCAAUGGGCCAAGGUGACCCCUAAGGGGUUUUCUGAGGCUUUCUGGAGUUUCUUAGAUUUACAUGUAAAUCAAAAUUUCUUUGAAAUGUUAAGUUGGGCAGCAGGCAGUUGAAGUAAGCUUUCAAGGUAUGGGAGUUCUCUACAUUUUGAACUAUUUAGAUCCAUACCUUUAAAAUUGCUUAUGAUUUUAACUUUACAUCCAUGUUUUUAAGAGGAAGAAGUUUCCUUGCACCUGUCCUCUUUGUUAUGUGUCCGAACUCACUGUAAUCUCAUCCAAUUUCAUGCUGUCAACUCCCAAAUUUUACCCCUAGCUUAGACCCACCCCUUGAACUCCAGACUUGGAGCUUAUGUGUGUGUAUAAAACUGCUUAUUUGACAUCUGUACAUAGAGAUGUAAUUAAAGCUCAAACUCAACACAUCCAGAGCUGAGUUCUUGAUCUUCCCUCCCAAACUUGCUUAUCCUUCAGUCUUCCUCAACUCAAUAAAUGGCAAUGCCAUGUUUCUAGUUGCUCAGGUCCAAAACAAUGGAGUCAUCUUUGCUUCUUUUUUUUCUUUUAUCUCUCAUAUCCAAUCCAUCAGCAAAUCUGGUAGGCCCUACCUUCAAAAUAUGUCUUAAGCUGCCCACCUCUUUUUUUUUUUUUUUUCGGCUUUAUCAGUUUCCUUUAUUUUAUCGCUGGUUCAGCAGAUAGCUUAAAUGUCUUUAAAAAAUCACCUGCCCACCUCUUUUGACCUCUGAUAUUAACAUCCUAUUCCAGACCACCAUCAUCUCUUGCAUAGAUUGAAUUAUAGCCUCCAAAAACUCUCUUUACAUCCUUGUACUCCUGCUGUCUGUUCUCCCUGAAGUAGCCACAGUGAUUAUUUUUUUUUUUUUUUUUUUUCUUUUUGCGGAAUGCGGGCCUCUCACUGUUGUGGCCUCUCCCGUUGCGGAGCACAGGCUCCGGAUGCGCAGGCCCAGCGGCCAUGGCUCACGGGCCCAGCCGCUCCGCGGCAUAUGGGAUCCUCCCAGACCGGGGCACGAACCCGUAUCCCCUGCAUCGGCAGGCGGACUCUCAACCACUGCGCCACCAGGGAGGCCCCACAGUGAUUAUUUUUAAAAGAAAUCAAACCAUAUUCACUUGCUCAAAACCAUCCAGUGGCUCCCCAUCUCACUUAAAGACCAAAAUCCUUAAAAUUAGCAGGCCCACACUCCCUCUCUUACCCUCAUUCACUACCAUUUUCCCCUUCUCAUUCAGCUCCAGGCACUCUAGCCUCAAUGCUCCUCUUCAGAAACACCGAGUACACUCCUGCGUCAGACCCUUUGUACUUCCUUGGUGGUGCAGUGGUUAGGAAUCUGCCUGCCAAUGCAGGGGACAUGGGUUUGAGCCCUGGUCCAGGAAGAUCCCACAUGCCACAGAGCAGAUAACCCCGUGAGCCACAACUACUAAGCCCGCAUGCCUAGAGCCCGUGCUCCACAGCAAGGGAACUAGUUGUAAAAUAAACGCAGCUGUAUGUGUACCUUAUGCCUUACAUCCUUCAGUCUCACUCAACUGUUAUUUGAUCAAGACCUUCCAUGACUAUAUAUACAUUGGCACUCCAUGUCUCCCCUCCUUUACAUUUGUCUGUAGCACUCAUUAUCUGACUUUACUGUUUGUUUGUUUAUAUUUGUUUUCCCAUACUGGAAUAUAAGCUCCGUGAGGGCAAAGUUUUGUGUUUUUGUUGAAUCCCACAUUUGUAGAACAGUGUCUGCUUCCUGUUAAGCACUCAGUAAAUAUUUAUUGAACAUUCAAAGAACUACUAAUAGAACUUCGGCUUUUGAAAGAAAGAAUACCUUUAAUUAUUAGAUGUUUAUGAUUUUUAUAGUUCUGCUUCAUGUGACAUUGAGUUUAUUAUAUCAGAAUCAUGUACAUUCAGGUUGAUGACUAAUAAUGGUGACCCAAGUUGUUUGAAAGCAGAGUAAUCCCAGUGGGAAAAUGACUGUAGAAUUUGGACAGUAAUCUUAAUUGUGAUGGAAUCAUCAUGAUGCUAAGUAACUUGCUAAAGAUAAAGACCUAGUUUAUUUUACAGCUAGAAUGUACGUAAAUGUUGAGAAAAUGGGAAAAUGACUGUAGAAUUUGGACAGUAAUCUUAAUUGUGAUGGAAUCAUCAUGAUGCUAAGUAACUUGCUAAAGAUAAAGACCUAGUUUAUUUUACAACUAGAAUGUACGUAAAUGUUGAGCAUAUUUCUAGCUAGAAACAAUGUGUCUUUUCACUUAAGUGUAAUAUCCAGCCAAACCAUAAAUUUACUGGAACGAUUAAAGCUAGUCAAUUUCAUCAAAAUGGGGAAUGUGUGAAUGUCAUAAAAAUUAAAAUUCUGAGUUGAAUGAUACUGGGAAAUGAGAAGGAGAGCAUGGUAAGACUUGGGGUCAGAAUAGUUUGGAAAGCGAAAGAAAAAGAUUAAAGACACCUAACUAUCAUUAAUAUUUCUUAGAAAUUAUGAUUUCAAAAGAAAUACUUCUAUUGUAUAACUUUAAAAAUCAUAAGCAUGUAACAUACUUUAGUAGAACUUACCGGGGAGAAAAAACAUGAAGGCAUUUCUUUCCUGUUCAAAAUAUGAACCCAAGAUAUCUCCAGAUAGUAGCUUAUAGAUGGUGAACUUUUUUUUUUAAUACAGAAUCCUAUAAUUUUGUAGUAACUAGCACUUAUCAGCUUAAACACUGACUGUUAGGCUAUCUAAAUGGAUACUUCAAAUUAAACAACUGACUUGUUUUGUGGGGUUAUUUUUCUAUGUAAUUUGAAUCAAGGUCCUGCUACAUUUGUGUUCAGAGUAUUUCCAAAGGAUUUUUCAUUUUUCAGGUGCUAUUUACUGAUCACAGAUUUUAUUUUAUAAUUUAAAAAAAAUGGCAACUUGCUUCUUUUUCUCUAAAUGUAUUUAUACUUUCAUCUGUUCUUUUAUCACCCUACUUUUAGUUUUGAGGAGAAGAUUACCUCUUGCUUCCUAAACUCUACUUGUAUACUGGAUCCCUCUUCCUUCUCUCCCAUCUUGUUUCUGUAUCCUCAUAUGACCAUUUAGUGCUUUUCUAGUAUAAACACGGUAACUGUUUUCUCUAGCCUAAAAGAGAAAGGAUAAACACCUUUCCUACCACUAUCAUGCUCCUUCCCUUCACAUCCAGACUUACGAAAUACUUUCAGCCUCCAUUUCCUCACUUCCCAGUCAUUCUUUAGCCUAUCAGUCUUUCUCUUUUAUCUCCUACUAUUUUCUUAUGAUAUUCUGGGAAAAGUGACCAGAGAUACCCUCCCUUGUCAAAUCUAGUGUCUCUUUAUCAGUCCUCACUCUGCUUGACCUAUCCAUAACCUAUCCUCUUGACCACUCCCUCUUCAGAUACUCCUCUCUGAGGUUGACUUUCUUUCCAGAGUCUCAUCCCCAGCGCUCAGUUGGUGCUACUUUUUUCCCCUGGGUGACCUCAUCAGUGCUCAGAAGAAAGCUUCAGCUUUCUCUUACGAUACUUGAAUGUCUUUAUAAACUGGCUACUCCUGUUGCAUUCUCUACUUUCAUUAAUGGCAUUACUAUUUACCCUACCAUCCAAGAUAUUUAAUAGGAGCCUCAAAAUCGUAUUUUAUUCUUUUUCGUCCUCACACUCAAAGAGUUAUCAAGUCCUUUUGGGUCUGCCUCCUGAAACUCUCUUGCAUUUGUCCUUUCUUCAUUCCUGCUGCUUUCUUAGUUUAGGCCUUCAUUCUUUUUCCCUAACAAGAAUCUUUUCCAUAUUGCCCCAGUUAAAGAUAAUACCCCUUCUUCCAUACACUGUAUUGCAUAGUUAGCAUUCCUUGAAGACUCUCUCAGGCCACUAGUCCUCCAUGCCUUUCGCAUGUUGCCCACUCUGCCUCUGCUUUUUACCUCCACAGCAAGCAGCCUUCAAGAUGGGGCUUCUCUGUGAAGUUUGAUCCUAGCUGAGGCACAGCUUUACACAUACCCACCCUACUGCAGAACUCCUCUCACUGAACUAUAUACAGUUAUAUGAAGUUUCUCUCCUUCACCUUUGGAACUCCAUCACUUAGCGCAAUGCCUGGCACAGUUGGUGCUGAAUAAAUGGUAGUAUUGAUAGAGAGGGAAGGGUGAAAUUGACAUAGGUAUGAUUAUAAAAAAUGUGGACAAGGAUAUGGUUUUUAAAGGGAAAGGUAUUUAACCUGGCAGGAAAAGCUACGAUGCCAAGAUUACCAGGCUUGUGACGUACUUUACCCUGUGCCUCCUGUAGUGUCAACUGUAUUGCAUAGAAAUUUUACAGUUACUAGGACUGUUUCAUAUCUCUGACCUUACUCCUCCUCUCUCUGUGUGGCAGGUUUAAUCUCAGUUCUCCUCUGGUGCAUUUCCUCAGCACCUUACCCUUGCACAGAAACUCCAGUAUUCAUGUGAUCAGUCACAUUUUUGUAUGUCUAAUGUGCAAAGCACCAUGUUAGGGGCUAGAAAUGACAUAGAGGUGAAUGAGAAAGUCUUGCUCUCAAAGAUGUCAGUCUUUUUCUUUGGAGGGAUAACAUAUAGUAAAGUGCAUAAAGUGGACUAAUUUUAAAUUUGCAGCUUGAUGAAUUUUUACAUAUGUAAAUAAUCAUUUCCAGCUCCCCAGAAGUUUCCUUCAUGCCCCUUGCCAAUCUACCUACUCCUCAAAACCACUAUUCUGAUUUCUGUCAUCAGAACCUACUAUCUUAAUGGCCUUUUACAUUGGUAACUGGGCUUCCCUACUCAAAACCUUAGUGAACAAAAACAGCUGGGUUGUCAAUUUCUAACCUAAUGCUUCAGAAAAACUAAUUAUACUGUCCAUGUUAAGAGAGACUUAGAAUUGGUGGUCCAGUCUGCCUAGUAGCUCCAAAUAAUGUCUUCUAUCAUUAAUUGAUUGUUUGAGGGAUUUAAAAACUUACUGUGUGAUGUUAAAUAGCAUGGAGAAAUGGAAAGAGUAAUUUUUAGUCAACAUCUGGGUUUGAAUCUUCAGCUCUGCCACUUAGAAGUCAUUUAAUAUUUAGCAGAUCACACUUUCUAUGGGCCUGUCUCUUCAGAUAUAAAAUGCAGAAGAAGAAACACUGUAAAUUGUAUAGUGCAAAUCAAAUGCUGUUAGUAAACCAACAUAUGCAUAUAUCCUGUGGCCCUGAUAAUCUCUAAUCCAAACACUCCUUCCAGUUCACAGAGUGACAGAUCACUAUGGAUUAGAUUCUUUAGUAAGAACCCUGGAAUGACUUCCUCUUUAGAAUGGCUAGCUAUUGCCCAAAUUUGGAGGACUUUCAUUUGGCCAUAUUCUUUCCAGAACAUUUCCUAUUGUAUAGUGAAGAUAAGGUCAAUUAAUGACUUCGGGUUCUGAAAUUCUAUGACUCAGUUUCUUUGCCAAAAUUGACUAUGAAUUGGGAGUAUUAUGACUAUCUUCCUAAGAAGGAGUCUCAUCAUAGCUAAUGAAGUGGCCACGUAAAGAUUUCUGAUCUGUUUUGUUUCUGGAGAUUGAGUAUGAGAGGGGGAAAAUUAGGGUGCUUUUUGCAUCACUAAUAAUACAAAAUUUCAUGCUAUUUAACAUUAUAAGCCCAGGAGUGGGUAGCGAAUCAGAGAUAAAUGUAUGAAUUGUCUUUACCCAGUUUUAUGCCUUUGUUUGUCUAAGACUUGGUCAAAUUAAUAUCUUAACUAAUACAUCUUAGCAGAGUUUAAAGUACAAACUUAACAUCAGUAAAGUCUCCAAAGUAAUCAUGUCACCACUACUUUCACUAAUAAAACACAGAUACAAUUUUUAAAGAAUUAUUUCUUCUAAAUAUUUUUUCUAUUCUAAAUGUCUGUGGCUUUAGAAAAAAGUACCUGCUAGUAAUUAUCUACUUAAAGGGAGUAGCAUUUAUCAUACUCUUUUUUCUUACAUUUCUUAUUUCUACAAUUUCAGUUUACUAUUGGACUUCAAAAAUUUAAA
Mesoplodon densirostris (Blainville's beaked whale) is the source of this 9261-nucleotide messenger RNA. It is a transcript of the gene REL, whose product is annotated as REL proto-oncogene, NF-kB subunit. Lineage: Eukaryota; Metazoa; Chordata; Mammalia; Artiodactyla; Ziphiidae. The record is from RefSeq and is a predicted model, not a curated record. The transcript has 10 exons. Gene Ontology annotation, biological process: innate immune response; non-canonical NF-kappaB signal transduction; regulation of transcription by RNA polymerase II. Gene Ontology annotation, molecular function: RNA polymerase II cis-regulatory region sequence-specific DNA binding; DNA-binding transcription factor activity, RNA polymerase II-specific. Gene Ontology annotation, cellular component: cytoplasm. Bases 331 to 2115 code for a protein of 594 amino acids.